Sinocyclocheilus rhinocerous is the source of this 2283-nucleotide messenger RNA. RefSeq names its product ankyrin repeat and BTB/POZ domain-containing protein 2-like. The coding region runs from base 157 to 2181 and encodes 674 amino acids. Gene Ontology annotation, molecular function: protein binding. NCBI's taxonomy places the organism in Eukaryota, Metazoa, Chordata, Actinopteri, Cypriniformes, Cyprinidae. The record is from RefSeq and is a predicted model, not a curated record. The transcript is spliced from 16 exons.
CCUGCUCAUUUCAGCUCGUAUGCUGAGGGGCCAGACUCAGCGGUGGAGAGCAGAGAGAAUGCCUACGCACAGCUGGAGCUCAGGACGCUGGAGCAGGCCCUGCUGGCUACCUGUGUGGGCAGCCUCUCUGAACUCAGUGACUUGGUCUCACGUGCAAUGCACCAUAUGCAGCGUUUAGUUUCAGCAAGUCCCAGUCUUAGUCCUGGACGUCCUUUCUGCCUGCAGCCCAUCUCCUGGUCUCCAGAUGCUCUUCACACACUCUAUUACUACCUAUGCAGUCCACAGAUGGAGUCUCUGGAGAACCCCAACCUUGAGCCACCCAGGAUAGCCCUUAGCAAAGAAAGGCCUUUUCCUCUUCUUCCUCCUCUGAUGGAGUGGAUGCGAGUCUCUAUGGUGCAUGCGGAGCAUCGACGGAGCCUGUUAGUGGACAGUGAUGAUGUCAGACAGACUGCCCGACAGCUACUUCCUGGACUGGACUGUGAACCUCGACAGCUCAAGCCAGAGUGCUGUUUCACCUCCUUUAAACGUCUAGAUUCAAAGGCUGCCGCAGACAAGUUUAAUCUGGAUCUUGGUUUCCGGAUGCUCAACUGUGGCCGCACUGAUCUGAUUGGCCAGGCUAUCCAGCUUCUGGGCCCGGAUGGGGUGAACACAAUGGAUGACCAGGGCAUGACUCCUCUGAUGUACGCCUGCUCAGCAGGGGACGAGGCUCUAGUGCACAUGCUCAUUGAUGCUGGUGCAAACUUGGAUGUAGCGGUGCCCAACUGUUCACCAAAACAUCCCUCUGUCCAUCCUGAGAGCCGCAGCUGGGUGGCCCUUACCUUUGCUGUGCUGCAUGGACACAUAUCUGUAGUGCAGCUCCUGUUAGAUGUGGGAGCAGAUGUGGAGGGCACAGCCCUGAGAAACGGCCACCAAAGCUCAGCAGAAACACCUCUCCAGCUGGCAUCAGCCGCAGGUAACUACGAGAUGGUUAGUCUGCUGUUGUCCCGUGGCGCUGACCCAAUGCUGCGGGUGCAUCUGACAUCCUCACUCUAUGAGGGCAUGAACUGCUUCAGUCACGCUGCAGCGCAUGGACACAGGAAUGUGUUGAGGAAGCUCUUGAGUCAGCCCCAGUGGCUGCAGGAAGACGUGCUUUCUCUGGAGGAGAUCCUGGCAGAGGGAGUAGAGGAGCAGGAGAAACAGGAAAUGAAGGAUGGAGCAAAUGCAAAGUCUGUCUGCACUCCACGGCUGUGUAAAGCCCGCAUCAGAGCGCUGCAGGAAGCCAGCCUUCACAGCGCUGAGCACGGAUAUCUGGACGUCACCAUGGAGCUCAGAGCACUGGGAGUGCCUUGGAAGCUGCACGUAUGGCUAGAGUCAGUGCACAGUGCCCAGCUCCAGUCCAGGACUGAACUCACACUUUCUCUCCUUAAAGACUUCACCACUAUUGGGGAUGAAAAAUACUGCGAGGAGCUGCUCUCAGAGGGCCUUCCACUCCUCUUCUCCAUUUUUAAAACUAGCAAGAGUAAGGAUAUCCGUAAGCAGCUGGCAGUCAUCUUCAGCCACUGUGUUUGCUCUACAGCCGCCCCGUGUAUUCUGGCAGUAAAGGACACACCUACAGCUCAGCUGGAUGCUCAUUUUCUGAAUAACACAGAGAUGUCUGAUGUGAUAUUUGUGGUGGAGGGAAGGCCGUUUUAUGCCCACAGAGUUCUGCUCAUGUCUGCUUCACAGAGGUUCAGAGACUUACUGAGUCUCUACAGGAGUAAUGGCACAUCAGACCACAUGGCUAUUGAAAUCACUGACAUAAAAUACAGCACGUUCCAGAUGAUGAUGGCACAUCUUUACUGUGGAGGAGCAGAAUGUUUAGACGUGUCUGUGUCUGAUUUGCUGGAGCUUCUUCCCGUGGCCCACUCAUUCCAGCUUCAAGUUUUGAAGCGACACUGUGAAAUCCUCUGCUCAGAGAGAAUAAACCUCAACAACGCUGUGAGCAUCUACCAGACUUCCAAAGUGUGUGAGGCGGUGGAGCUGGCAGUGUUCUGUGAAGGCUUCUUCCUGCAGAACAUGGUCGAUCUUCUGGUCUGUGAGCAGUUUGAGGAGCUGCUGCUGGGUUCUGACUGCAGCACUGCGCUGGAUCCAGAUGCUCUGGAUGGUCUUCUGGCUACACUGGCCUCACGGCUGCACUCACUUUGUGGGCCGCGUCGAGCUUGAGCACAUGAGUUAAACCAUUGUUGGAAAACCAACAAAUCUCAGAUGUGCAGGCAGGCGUGUGACCUCCCAUACAAACACAGUUUAUAUGUUUGUUAACCUUCG